Messenger RNA from Malaclemys terrapin pileata, 5651 nucleotides. RefSeq names its product cell division cycle associated 2 (gene CDCA2). The coding region runs from base 224 to 3670 and encodes 1148 amino acids. The record is from RefSeq and is a predicted model, not a curated record. NCBI's taxonomy places the organism in Eukaryota, Metazoa, Chordata, Testudines, Emydidae. Gene Ontology annotation, biological process: regulation of chromosome segregation; regulation of mitotic nuclear division. Gene Ontology annotation, cellular component: nucleus; chromosome. The transcript is spliced from 14 exons.
GUCCAGCCCAUCAGCCGUAGUUUUCCCCUCGGUCGGAUCGUCCAGGAUUCGGGAACCGCUGUGGGAAGGACAGCUGCAUCUUCUAACAACUUUACAAUGUCUGCAUGUUGUGGCUGUUGCUUUUACAAAAAAACAUAAACAUGUUCUUACUGACAGAGCUGUGAUUACGAGAGAACAACAAGGCUGAUUGUAUUUUUUGGAAGCUCAGAAUACAGCACUGACUAUGCGCAGACAAUCUAAACAAAUUAUAAACACCGUUGCUGACGUCAAAGAAAAUAUGGAAGGAAUUAUUGAAGAAGAUAGAGAGAUUUCUUCUAUGCCUGUUUCAAAAGACAAGAUUGUCAGAGUGGAUGAAUCAAAAAGCACAAAGGUUUCAGAAAUGGAAAAUUUAAAUGGCAGGAGCCCCACAAAUGUGCAGAAACCCAGAGUGAAAUGCAAUAAAUAUGUGGGGAGAAAAUCCUAUCAGAAUAGUAAGGAUGAUAGUAAACUGACAGUUAAUGAAAGCCUUUCUGUUAAACAAACAGGAAACUUCCUUGAAACUUCCUUGUCCUUUUUGACAUUAGACAAACUGCAAAGUCCUUUUUCAGAAGGCAGACCUACAUUUUUGGGUGCUGCAAGCUAUCUGACACCAAACAAAAGUGAAGCAGAUGUAAAACCUAAUUGUGGAACAUCGGAGAAACUAAUGAAGAAACCUAUUGAUUUUGCUAGUGUAACAAUAGCUGAAUUUGGGAUUACUCCAGAGUCUUUUACUGCUAAGCCAUCUGUAGGGAAAUGCAUGGCUUUAAAACUUAGGCGCAGAUCUACAAUUGGAGUACGGGGUUCCCCUGAAAAUAAUAGCCUUAUUCGAUACCUUGCCCAACAAAGGAGGAACAGAACCGAAGACCCUUUCACAAAGCAGGCCAGCCCUUUUAAACAUCAAAAUGUUGGCUCGUUAAAGGAUAAAAUAUCUGCCUUCCAAUCAUCUUUUCAAUCAGCGCAAGAGGACGAAGAGAGGGCUUGCUUUCCUGGGCUCUCGCAGGAGGAGAGAGUGUCCCAGGCAGCAGGUUAUUCUCAGAACAAAUCACCUUUUACAAAACAGCAUGAACAGUUGCAGUUGAGUGAAGAGUUAGCAUCUGAACGCAAGAGAGUUGCGUAUAGGGAAAACUGGAAAGAAAAAUUAACUAAUGGUGAUAAAACUCCAGCCAGUAUCCAGGUAUGCAAGAUUGUUUCUCCAUCAGAGGAGGUGCCCAUCACUGAAACUACUACUGCUACAAUUUCAAAGGAAAUUCCCUGUACGCCACCAAUUACUGAAUCUGGAAGCUUAUCUUUAGAGAUUAUUCCACUAACGGGCAUCCCAAAGACACCACGCAAUAUUACUUCUGAGUGCAUCAGUGAGGAAGUUGGAGGUAAUACUGGAUCGCAGCUAAGCAGAAAGAAAGUUACCUUUGCAGAAGAACUGAGCUUGGAGAUAUUUGAUGAAACCAUGCCACCUGUUACGCCACCGCAAAAGGGAAACCUUCCAUCCAGUGAACAAUCACAGAACGGCUCCUCCUGCCUUCGAUCUGUUCUGAAGAAAACACCAGUAAAACUACUGAUGGAAAACGUGAAGGAACUCGUAAGCAAUACUACUGGCAUGGAAGGAAAUGAACCUCUUUUAUUCUCUGAUCUCUCAAGAAGUUGUGAAGAACUGCAAACAGAUAGAAGCAAUACUAAAACAAUAGACACAACAGAUGAGUACAGCUCUGAAAAGCCAAUGAAGAGAAAGAAGGUUACUUUUGGAGAGGAGCUAAGCCCAGAAGUAUUUGAUAAAACCUUGCCUGCAAAUACACCAUUGCAUAAAGGAGCGACCCCAAUCAGUAACCCAGGCUCACAAAGCGAUAACCCUUCCACAGUAAUAAGUCCUAUGAGAGAACCUUUAUCCCAGCCAAAUUUUGAUGACUGUGAUGGUGAUGAAUAUGUUAAGCCUCUUCAAGAGUCGGUAGCAGUCCCUGAGAAUAGGAAAGUGUAUUUAACAGAAAUGAAUUCCUUUGAAAACAAAAACUCUUGUGCCAGAAUAACCCGGUCCUCUACUAAAAGAAAGUAUAUCAACAUUUCAGAAGAGACUGGUGUUACCAUCUCGACAGAUAUAACGGCCAAAAAUGCUCAAGAUAUUAAAAAUCUAAGAAAGAGCAAGGUUCAAAGAGGAAAGGAAAACAAAUCUGCCCCCAAAAGGAUAUCCAAGGUAAAACUUAGAGGUUAUGGAGGAAAAAGAGGAAAGAAAAAGGUAGAAAAAUCCUUGUAUGGUCAGAGAGAAGUAGCUUCCAAGAAACCUCUUUUGAGCCCAAUUCCUGAGAUCCCAGAGGUCUUCUCUUCUGCACCAUCUUCUCCAAACUCACCUAAGACACACAUUCUGCUCUUCUCAGAUUAUUCCAAAUCCAGCAAUGUACACAUAGGAUCUAUGAAUGAAGUCGCUGAACAGAAAAAAGUGGUUGGAAGAAUCAAAAGGAAAGUGCCUAUAACAAACAAACGUCCAAACACUAAAGAACUUGACAUUGUAGAAGCCAGCAGCACCAGUGGCAUUGAGUGUCAGUCAUCAGACAGUGGCCCUGAUCCUGCUUCAACCAUUAAUAUUGAGGUGCUUAAUAUACAGGAAAACAUUCAAACAGAAAAUGAGCUGGGAUCAUCCUUAAUGUCACUAGAACAGAAAGAGAGUGAUGUUUGUGUGAAUAAUCAGACCAGUGAAGAAGACCGCAAUAAGACCAGCUGUCAGCAGUCUGAGCCCAGUCUUAUGAGAGAACACACUUCACCUAUCAUUGUAAAAUCAAAUUCUCUUUUGCCACUACUAAACGCUAUUAUGCAAGAAAUUAAGAGCACUUUCCCACUUGAUACAUCUGACAACAAAGAACAUGAAAAAGUGAGAGAUGUCUUAAUAGAAAAUGAAUGUGUACUGGAAAGUGAUCAUCCUUCAGGUAACUCAGAGAUGCUAAAUGAGCUAGAGUUCUUAAACCUGCACGACAUCGGUGUAAGUGAAAAUGCUCAAACUGGAUGUUCUGUUACAGACUUUGCAAGAGAACGAACAGCUGACAGUGAUGCUAGUCUUAAAAGGUUCAAAAGGCCUUCAAGAAAAGGCAGAAGCACUAUGUACCUUUCUGAACUUGAGAAUCUCCAUUUUGAAGCAUUUGGAAACAAUCUCUCUAGUUCUUAUUCUAAUGAGCAAGAACCCCGAAUAGAAAAUGACUCAGAAAUGUUUAGUGAUCUACAUUACUCUAUAGAACAGUCCUUCUUGAAGGCGAAUGAGGAUCAUGAAAAAAAGGUAAGACGGAGUAUGAGGCUGCAUAAAAAUGCAGAAAAUGAGGGACUUGCGUGGAUUAAAAUACCUACUGAGAUUCACAAGAACUCUGUGUCAGAUUCUGCUUGCAAAUCGAGGAGGACGAUGUCUGCAUCCAUCUUUAAAGAAUCUGAGAACAUUCAUCAAAGACAAGAAAAUUGGAUCCAAUUUUCAGCUUUGGGGAAAGAGAACAAUGAAUGUGUUCCUGUUGCAGGGGGUUCUUGCAAAACACGCAGGAGGAGCAUGUGUGCAUCCGCUUCCCAGGAAACCAAAAAUAUAACUCAAACACGGAAAAAGAGAAGGGCAAGCCUUGUGUACAAUAAUAAAAAUUACCAAAAGGAGUCUGAAGUGGAAGUAUCCUUUGAGAACCAUCCUAAUGCCUAGGCAGAUUGGGCCAUCCAUUUUUUUUUUUCUUUUUUUUUUUUUUUUUAAGGUCAGUAUUUGAAUGUAGAUUUUCUUUGGCUUCAAUUCAGUUAUCUGUAUUUAAGUUUCACUUAAGUAAUGCCCUAUUUCUAUUUCUCUGGUCACAGACAUUUGUAUAAGUAUUCAGUUUAUUUGUUCGUUUGCCAAGUAACCUAAAUUGUCCUUUAGCUUGAGUUUCAAAAUGCUUGGCGAAACAACUAAAGAAAAGCUAGCUCAGCAUUGAGAGUACAGGUGUAUUAGUCAGCAAUGAUGGGCAAACAAGGGUGAAGUUUUAAUCUCUUGAUGCUAGGAAUCAGCACUUCCUAUUUCUAGCAGAAAUGGUACUGAUCGCAAAGCAAAAUGAUGAAAUAUUUCUUAUAAGAAUACUGGGAGCUACAAGGAUUGAUUCAUUGAAGCAGUAGUAAAAGCUGUAACAAAAGUAACUAUCAAGAGAAUAAAUACACACUUAGAUUAUUUAUUGGAAAUAUAAGGUGUUUCAGUCAGUUGAGGCAGAAGAACACACACGCCUCCUUCCUGUGGAAAGGAUAGCCGUAGAAACUACUGAAUUGUAUCCCAAGAUACAUUUUGUUCCGUUGCUGUGACAUUUACAGCCAAAGGAGAAUAGUGUUUAUAGAAUAGUCUGCUUGUCUUAGGCACAAGACUUCUUUAAGAAGCAAGACCCAGUUGCUUGCUCACAUUCUUUAGGAUUCUUUAUAUUUAGAUCUUUUCAUAUUUAGACCCACUUGGGGGGAAAAAAAAUUACUCUAACUAAAAUACAUACUGUACUAUGGAAGUCCAGGGUUUCAAAUGUUCUGUUGCCUUGAUUUUUUUGAGGCAGGAAUUAUGGUUGAUUACACUUAGCCUUGUGGAAAGCACAUAGCAGUAUGUGUUUGCCCUUGAAACUUUGGAGUGGUUACUGGAUAAGAUACAGUUUAUAGGCAGACUCCAUAUGCAUAUCCAGCUCACUGUGGUACAAUCAGUAAGUGAAGUCUCUCAUUCCUUCACUUGCAUAGAGAAAUGCCAGCAACCACACACGUGGCUCUCACCUGUUGUGGGAAAAGAGAACCAAAGCUUAUGGAUCAAAAAAAGCAAUCUUGACAAACUGUUUAGGGGGGGUGGGAAAUAAUUCAUUCUUGAUGGUGUUGGGUCUUCUUGACAGAGCAUGAGUCAAACCCUAAUUCCAUUGUAUUUUGAAGCCUACCGUCAGUCUGUAAACACUGAGUUUGUCUUUACUAGUUGAGCUAUGAUGGCUUCAGGAAUACCCUUCCAGCUGUAAUUGUUUGAAGGACUGAUAUUUCCUAUCUGCUGAAUCCUGCUUUUAUAAAAAAUUACUUUUGAAAUCCAUGUAACUUUUUUUCCAGAUUUCAAAAACAAGCUAACAAAUAGAGAUCCUCUACAACUAACAUAACAGUGAAGAAAGCACCUGCUGGGGUGCAGACUUUUCCCAUGUUCUGCAGAGACUUUGCUUUACCAUCUUGGCACCAGCAAGUCUGGAGCUCCCAUUGCUAUGGACUUGUGUACUUUUUCAUUCGCAACUAAUUAAGAAAUCCCAAUUUCUGCAGAAGGAUUGAUUGUUAAGCGUGUUUAAUCUUUACUGUAUACAACACUUCCUGUUUUAAUGUUUAAAGUUAAACUGCCUAGAAAAGAAUAUGAACAUGUCCAGAAAAUGAAGUACAGUACUGCAUUAUGGAUGUUUUAAAUAUUCAGUGUAUAUGUACCCAAUACAGUACUCAGUAGUUGACCUGCCAUCUUCCUGUUUGCUUAUUUCUAGUUUGAGCUAUAGAAUAUAAAAUGUUGAAUAUGGUCUACUUAACACAAUCAGUAUUGUUUUCAUGUUUCAUGCUGUACUACUUCAACUGUGAGGUGAAAUAUGCCAGCUGUAAAACAGUUUCUUAAUAUUGAAAAAUCAUCUCUGUUGUAAACCUGUUUGACCACUUUGAGCUGGAAUAAAAUUUCUUAUGUA